AUGGAGAGUUUCCGAUCAGGUUGUUCCAAGAAGAUGGAGCUAGACAAGUUAACUUUCGCUAAUAAAGCAUGUCGUGACAAGAAAGCUGUUAUAUCAUUCUCCUCCGGGAAACGAGAAAUUAACAUUCAUAACCUAAACCAUCGGAUGUUACACGAGGCACAUAGCAUGGAUGGUGAGAAACGUCUUCUCAAGUUGCUGAAUCCAAAUAUGGAUCUCGACUCUGGAUUAUCUCUUAAACAAGCCGAAGAACAAGUGUGGAAGUUAUAUAGUUGGAUGAAAUGGCCACAAUAUAAUAACAGUACAAGCACAAUCGAAGGAGAAGAAUCUGAGAGAAAGCUAAGGGAACUUGAAUGGGAGAGAGAUCAAGUGUUUGUUAAUGCUCCUCCUAAAGCUUCUUUAUGGAAUGCAUUGCCUUCGACCAAGGACUUACGCAACCAGAUUCAAGCUAUGGAGGCACGAGGUGAAGAAAAGAGGAAAAUGGUUUUAGGGAGAAGAAAGAAGAUAGAGUCGAAGGAGAGAAAGAUAAACAAGGCAGAGAAGGAGAUGAAGUCUAUGAUAAAGAUGAUGGAGAUGAUUCGCAACAGAAAGCUGAGAGCUUUGGAAACCAUUUCACACCAAAGAACGAGAACCAAAAUUCUCUACAAUCACCAUCAGUCAUCAUCACCAACUAACAACGCCUUUGGAUCUCGCCAGAUCCAUUUCGAACCAAACAAGAAAGCCAAAAUUCGGCUCGCUUCUCGGUCUAGUCGAAUCUUCACUGUUUGGUCUGAGUUUCUUCUCCUUUUUGUUUCACCAAUGGCGGCCUUUAUCAAUCUGGAGGAUUCCCCAAUGUUUCAGAAACAGGUUUGUUCCUUGGAGGGGACAGCUGAAGAGCUGAAAGAUCGUUGUCAGAAGCUAUACAAAGGUGUCAAGAAGUUUAUGGGAGCUUUGGGAGAGGCAUCCAAAGGAGAAAGUGCGUUUGCAGAUUGUCUGGAGGAAUUUGGGGCUGGACAUGAUGAUCCCAUCAGUCUUUCAAUUGGAGGCCCCGUUAUAUCGAAAUUCAUAAAUACACUUCGAGAGCUUGCCUCUUAUAAGGAGUUUCUUUGCUCACAGGUGGAGCAUGUGUUACUUGAGAGGUUGAUGAACUUUAUUAAUGUUGAUCUACAAGAAGCUAAGGAGUCUCGCCAUCGAUUUGAUAAAGCUGCUUAUUCGUAUGAUCAGUCACGCGAAAAGUUUGUGUCUUUAAAGAAGAAUACAAGAGGAGAAGUUGUUGCAGAGUUGGAAGAGGAUCUGGAGAACUCAAAGUCAACAUUUGAGAAGAGCCGUUUCAAUCUAGUAAAUUCACUGAUGACUAUUGAAGCUAAAAAAAAGUAUGAGUUUUUGGAAUCUAUAAGUGCAAUUAUGGAUGCCCAUCUGAGAUACUUUAAACUUGGAUACGACUUGUUGGGUCAACUGGAACCAUUUAUCCAUCAGAUAUUAACAUAUGCUCAACAGUCAAAAGAACAGUCUAAGAUUGAACAAGAUAGACUAGCAAGACGCAUUCAAGAAUUCAGGACCCAGUCUGAAUUAGACAGCCAACAGCUUGCCGCUGACGCCGAACCCUCUGGUGUUAACGGAAACCGCGUUGUUGGGAUGAUCCCUUAUAAAAAUACUGAAACUUUAACUGCAGACAAGGAAGUAAUUAAACAGGGGUAUUUAUUAAAGCGAUCAUCAAGUUUGAGAACUGAUUGGAAAAGGAAGUUUUUUGUCCUUGAUAGUCAUGGCUCCAUGUACUAUUACAGAAACACUGGCAAUAAAUCAAUGGGAUCUCAGCAUCAGUAUAGUGGUUCAUCUGACCAUAAUACUGGCGUCUUUGGUCGAUUUCGUGCAAGACAUAAUCGAGCAGCUUCACUCACUGAGGGCAUCUUAGGAUAUAAUACUAUCGAUCUCCGCACUUGUUUGAUAAAAUUGGAUGCAGAAGACAUGGAUCUUCGGCUCUGUUUCAGAAUUAUAUCUCCUAAAAAAACUUACACGCUUCAGGCUGAAAAUGGAGCAGAUAGGAUGGACUGGGUAAAUAAAAUCGCAACAGCUAUAGGGACGCUUCUGAAUUCUCAUUUUCUGCAACAGUCGCCAGUGCAAUACUUGGAUAAAGACUACAGUGGUUCUGCUCCUCCUAAAGGUGCCGUCUCCCUGGAUCAAAGUCUCCACAAUGAUGCAAGACGAAAUAUCGGUGAUGAUGUCUCCACAAUGCUCAGAGGAAUUCCGGGGAAUAAUGUAUGUGCAGAGUGCAAUGCUCCUGAGCCCGAUUGGGCUUCGUUAAAUCUUGGAGUUUUGUUGUGCAUUCAAUGCUCUGGUGUUCACAGGAACCUCGGGGUUCAUAUAUCCAAGGUCAGGUCCCUCACGUUAGAUGUGAAAGUGUGGGAGCCAACGAUCUUGGACUUAUUUCGAAAUUUGGGCAAUCUAUACUGUAACUCACUGUGGGAGGGGUUACUUCACCUUGACGAUGACUGUGAAGACGGAUCAACAUCGUCACGUGCUUCAAUUUCAAAACCAUGUCCAGAAGAUCCAUUUACUGUGAAGGAGAAAUACAUUCUAGGGAAGUACCUGGAGAAAGCGCUAGUCAUCAAAGAUGAAGGCAAAGCAAACCCUUGUGCUGCAAACAGAAUAUGGGAAGCUGUUCAGAGCAGAAACAUACGAGAAAUCUAUCGACUCGUAGUAACUUCGGGGGAUGUAAAUAUCACCAACACCAAGUUCGAUGACAUAACUGAUAUCGAUGCGUAUCACCAUGUUGAUGCAUCAGAGGAAGCAGUAAAGAAAAGACAUGACCCAGCUGUGUGUCAGAGAAUCAAAGACUCCAACGAACCAGGAAACUGUCUUCAAGGCUGUUCCUUGCUCCACGUGGCUUGUAACAUCGGUGACUCUGUCUUGCUUGAACUAUUGUUACAGUUUGGUGCUGAUCUAAACAUGAGAGAUUAUCACGGAAGGACUCCGUUACAUCACUGCAUAUCAUCCGGGAACCACAAGUUUGCAAAGAUUCUACUGCGAAGAGGAGCACGUCCAUCGAUAGAGGACGAUGGAGGGCUAAGCGUGCUAGAAAGGGCAAUGGAAAUGGGAGCCAUAACCGAUGAGGAGCUUUUUCUUCUCUUAGCUGAGUGCGCCUAAGCACAGCUGCAUUAGAAUCACCUUUUCGGUGGUGGUACAAGUCACUAGAUUCUGAUAAGCCAUGCUCACACAACGUUUUGAGUCCUUUAUCUAUGUAUAAGGAUAUGGUUUUCAUCAGCUAUAGGUUUUUUUUUGUCAACAAUGUAAUGAACUUCCUGCUUUUUUUUUUUUUUUUUUAAGUUACUAGUGCUUUUCUUGUGGUUUCAAUUCAAAUGUCAUUUUCCGUUUGCAUUUGCGUUUAUUGAAAUUAAUUAAUUUCAGUAAAUUUCAUAUUUAACUACA
Thlaspi arvense is the source of this 3402-nucleotide messenger RNA. The record is from the annotation of a GenBank genome assembly. NCBI's taxonomy places the organism in Eukaryota, Viridiplantae, Streptophyta, Magnoliopsida, Brassicales, Brassicaceae.